This is a messenger RNA of Glossina fuscipes, 1686 nucleotides long. Its product is annotated as apoptosis-inducing factor 3-like. The coding region runs from base 1 to 1686 and encodes 561 amino acids. NCBI's taxonomy places the organism in Eukaryota, Metazoa, Arthropoda, Insecta, Diptera, Glossinidae. The record is from RefSeq and is a predicted model, not a curated record. Gene Ontology annotation, molecular function: 2 iron, 2 sulfur cluster binding; flavin adenine dinucleotide binding; oxidoreductase activity, acting on NAD(P)H. The transcript has 2 exons. Gene Ontology annotation, cellular component: cytoplasm.
AUGAAACCCUUCGAAAUUGAUGUUAGCUAUAUCCGAGCAAAGGAUGUUAAGCGUCCUCUUGUCGAAACCUACACUGCACCUGUAGCUGUAUGCCACGCCAUGGACGUGCGGGAAUAUGAAAUGAGGGAAUUCGAUUUCAUUAAGGGUAAAAAAGUAUUAAUUGCCAAACAGCGCGGUCGAAUUCACGCUUUAGGCAGUUUAUGUCCUCACGCCAACGCUCCGCUGGUAAAGGGUGUUUUGGGCGAGGGACGUAUACGCUGUCCAUGGCAUGGAUCCUGUUUCAACUUAGAAACCGGAGAUAUUGAAGAUUAUCCGGGAGUCAACUCGUUACCUCGCUAUAAAGUGGAUGUAGAAAGAGGCGGUUUAGUCAUGGUGCGUGCAAGAGUACAAGAUGUUCCGAGUUCAGGGCGCAUGCAAAAAAUGGUUAAACGUGAUCUAGAAAACCCCCUUGUGUAUCUUAUAAUCGGCGGUGGGAUCGCUGCUCAAAUGUGUGCCGCAACUUUGCGUAAAGAAGGCUUUACGGGCAGAAUUUUAAUGAUAUGUAAAGAACCACAUUUGCCUUACAAUCGCACGAAUCUAACAAAGUAUCCGAAUGCCAAAAUGAAACAGAUGCAAUUCCGCCCAAAAGAAUUUUAUGAUGAGUAUAAUAUCGAAAUGCUUUUGGAUACUGAAGCUGUUAAAGCAAAUAUGGAAGAGAAAACAAUAACAACAUCUGACGACGUCCGAUUCUUUUAUAACAAAAUGUUAAUUGCCACCGGCAGCAGUGCAAGAAAGCCAUCUAUUAAAGGUAUCGAUUUAAAAAACGUGUUUACUCUACGCGAUUAUGAAGAUUGGGAGCAUAUAAGAGAAGCGUCAAAAGCUAAGAACGUUGUUUGCAUAGGCUCCAGCUACAUUGUAUUGGAGGUAGCACAAAACAUAAUAUCUUACGCACACACAAAGGUAACAAUUGUGGCUCGCAGUCAAGUCCCCAUGCUAGCUGUAUUCGGCUUAACAAUUGGCGAACGUAUUUUGAAAUUAUUCAGGGACAAUAUGAUUACAAUGCUUAUGCAGACUACAGUUACAGAAGUUGAAGGCGAUGCCGAUGGUAAUGUAAUACAACUCACGUUGAGCGACGGUCAACAAUUGCCAUGUCAGUGUUUGAUAAUUGGAGCUGGUGUACGUUGCAACACAGACUUCUUAGUUGGCUCCGGUUUGCCAAUUAACGCUAAUGGUUCAAUUGAAGCUGAUAUGUAUUUGAAAACUUUAUUCGAUGAUGUGUAUGUUGGUGGCGACCUUGCCCAUGCACCCGUACAUUCUGAUAAUAAUCGCUGCUCCGCCAUUGGUCACGAGCAAAUAGCCCAAUAUCAUGGCCGCGUAGCUGCCAUAAAUAUGGCCGGUUCAAGGCUAGUAGAUUUGCGUACUGUGCCGUUUUAUACAACAAGUCUCUUUAAGAUCGAUUUUCGCUGUGCGGGCAUUGGUCGCUACUCGGAUAUUGUCUUUGAGGGUGAUGUCGGCACUUUUAAUUUUGUUGCCUACUAUCUAGACAAUCUCGACAAAGUCAUCUCGAUAGUUGCUUGCAAUCGUGAUCCAAUUGUGUCACAAUUUGCCGAACUGAGAAGCCAAGGCAGAAUUCUGAGACGACACGAUCUUUUAGAUGUAAAAAAACCAUGGACGGCUCGUUUGAAAGGACCAAUAAAAUGCUAUUGA